GAAAAGGUGCAUGUGUGCACUCUCUCUGUCUCUCUUUCUCAUGGGGUGAUGGCCUUUUUGCAUUGGUAUUUCAGAGCAGCAAGAGAUUUCACAACUGCUGCAGUAUAUGCCCCCUUCCCCUUUACAAGACGGUACAACAAAUGCAACAACAGAAAAGAAACAACUAAAGAAGAGAAUAUCUUUUAAAAAAAAUGUCUCGACCCAUUUCUAGAGCUCCAGGUACUGACAGAACUAUCUCUAGCAACGAAGGAGCCACCUGGAGCCACAAAAGAGGCCUGAGUGGCCCAUGAUUCCAGACUUGAUAUUUAACAAGGCACGGGGAAGCGACAGAUACAAACAUUGCAUAAAAAAGGGUUCUGCUUGUUCAGUGCAGGUGAAUGCAUCAUCCACACAAAAGACAGCAACAUCUUGCAAGUAUUGAGACAAGAGCAUAUGAUCAGACAUGAUCUGUCUUAGAUCAAUGCAUAGACUUUUUUGUUGUUGCUGGUAACUAAGACACGUCUGAAGUGGAUCAGAGCGAUUCAGCACAAGAUGAGAGCACCCACUGCUGCUGUGUUGAUCCAAGGAUAUAAGAGCGACAAGAUGGAGGAGUUGCACUGGUGAAAGAAACCCAGGACUAACACAGUAGUGAAUGAGGUGCAGAAAGAAAGGUCUCUGAUUGCUCCUGCAAUACUUGUGCUUUCACUUUUGGCAAUGCUGUUUGAAGCAAAGAUGUACUUUUCAGAGGUGAUGGCCACCCUUGUUAUUAUGGCAUUUGUUUUAAUUUCUAUAAGCAUAAUAGGUAAUAAGACCAAAAGGCACAUCUUCCCACCAGGUCCAUGGUCACUACCAAUUGUGGGGAACCUGCUUCAGCUUGGAGAAUAUCCUCACCUUUCAUUUAUCCAAAUGAGGAAAAAAUAUGGGGACGUGUCUCUCUUAAAGCUAGGUAUGGUACCUGUUGUGGUAGUGAAUGGUCUAGAGAUGGCGAAACAAGUGUUACUAAGAGAUGAAGAGAGUUUUGCUGGCAGGCCCAAGAUGCAUACCUUUUCUUUCUUUGCUGAUGAAAAAAGGCUAACAUUUUCUGUAGAAUAUGGGGAGAGCUGGAAACUCCACAAGAAAAUUGCCAGUAAAGCUUUAAGAUCCUUUUCAAAGUCAGAAGCCAAGGUAUCUACUUGCUCUUGACUUCUAGAAGAGCAUGUUUGUGCAGAAGCUUCUGCGCUGGUGAAAAGGUUCUUGGAGCUUUCUUCAGCGAAAGGUGCCUUUGAGCCCACUAGUAUUACCACCUGCAUUGUUGCAAAUGUCGUCUGUGCCCUGUGCUUUGGCAAAAGGUAUGAAUAUAAUGAUGAAGAGUUUCUUAGUGUAAGGGGACUCAUGCUUCGGAUCAAUACGGAUUUUCUAAAAGCCACAAGUAUUAUCAACCCAGCAGAUUUUAUGCCCUGGUUUCGUUAUCUUCCAAUUCCCAUUGUCAAGGCUGCCCAGGGAUUUUAUGAGGUCUUAAAUAACUUCAUUGCACAACGAGUAGAAGAACAUUAUACCACAUAUGAUAAGAAUCAUCUCAGAGACAUUACUGAUGCUCUAAUAAGUUUAAGGAAUGACAAAAGACUUGGUGGAAAAGCUCCGGUCUUAUCUAAUGAUAAAAUAAUAACUACAGUUAAUGACAUCUUUGGAGCUGGUAGUUUCAACAUGUUGUUUUGGAUUUUCCUAUAUUUGGUUAAGAACCCAGACAUUCAGACAAAAAUUCAAGAAGAAAUUGAUGAAAAGAUUGGACUCAGAUCACCUAGAUUUGAUGACAGGAAAGAUUUGCAUUAUACAGAAGCUUUCAUAAGUGAAGUCUUAAGGCACACUUCAUUUAUACCACUUACCAUUCCUUACCGUGCAACGAAAGAAACCUUUCUCAGUGGAUACCUCAUUCCCAAAGACACCUGUAUCUUUGUUAAUAUGUAUCAAGUAAAUCAUGAUGAAACAUUAUGGGAAAAUGCUGAUUUGUUUAGACCAGAGAGAUUUCUGAAUGAAAACGGUGAACUCAACAAAGGCCUCAUUGAAAAAGUUUUGGUUUUUGGAAUGGGAAUAAGAAAGUGUUUGGGAGAGGACGUAGCUUGGAAUGAGAUUUUUAUUAUUCUUACCAACAUUUUGCAACAGCUAAGACUUCAGAAAUGUCUUGAGGACCAGCUAGAUCUGACUCCAAAAUAUGGAUUAUCCAUGAAACCUAAACCAUAUCAAAUUCAAGUGGCACUGCGCACCUGAACAGUACAUA
Messenger RNA from Pelodiscus sinensis (Chinese soft-shelled turtle), 2233 nucleotides. Lineage: Eukaryota; Metazoa; Chordata; Testudines; Trionychidae. The record is from RefSeq and is a predicted model, not a curated record.